AUGGAAGGAGGAGCCGUCCCGGCGGGUGCGGGCAAGGCGGCCUAUGGCGCUGGAUUGCCCAAGAGUCCACUUCAUCCACAGCCACAACCCACCGUCGGCGCCCGCCUGGCCGAUGCUGAACAAGAGCCAUGUGCGGCUGAAAUAGUUCCUCAAAUCAUCACAGUUCAAGGUGGACAGGAUGUAGCAAUGGAAGUCAAGUCGUAUGGUGGGAAUGGUUGGGCAUUUUUUAUCAUAUCUGCCGAGGGCGCCGUUUCCAACGUGACACUGCAUCAACCAGCUUCUCCCCUUGAAAUAGUUAUUCAUGAGGGUUGUUUUGACAUUGUCUCUAUGACCGGCUCGUAUCUGCCGUCAAAAACUGAUGGAGUGAGCUCUCUAAAAGGUGGGUUCGCUAUUUCGCUUGUCGGUGCUGAUGGCCGCAUCUUCGGCGGUGGGUUAGCAGGACCUCUGAUUGCAGCAUCACCUGUUCAGGUGGUCAUUGGAAGGUUUGCAGCUGAUGAAAAAGAGGAGAUGAAACAGGAUGUGGCCAGUGGAACUCCAGGUGCUACUGAAUCGAGUGGUUCUGCGAGUGGAUCCUCUAGUGGUCCAGCAAGCCCAUCAAACUAG
This is a messenger RNA of Triticum turgidum subsp. durum (durum wheat), 603 nucleotides long. NCBI's taxonomy places the organism in Eukaryota, Viridiplantae, Streptophyta, Magnoliopsida, Poales, Poaceae. The record is from the annotation of a GenBank genome assembly.